AUGGAGGAAAUCAUUCAAUCUCGAGGAACGAUUAAAAAUGCAUGCAAGAAAAUGGUUGAUAGAUAUAGCACUUCAACUCGCCGAAUUUAUGAAAUCUGGAAAAGACAUGCCCAAGGAUUACCCCAACGCAAGCAACAAAUGAUAAAAAAUACUAUUCCGCCUGAAAAUGAUAGGCAGAGUAAAAAAAGAAAAUCUAAAUCCAAAUCAAUUCACUUUCCCCAUUCAACUUCUAUUAGUGAAGGGAUGUCAGAAAAAAUAAGUGGGGAUGAUAUAAGUACCCAUAAUGUAUCUACCUCUGGUAAUAUUCCUAAUACGGAUAUAGUCGAACUAAUUAGACUCAGUGAUAUUUCCACACUUGAUUUGUAG
Molecule: messenger RNA, 366 nt
Organism: Acaulospora morrowiae
Lineage: Eukaryota; Fungi; Glomeromycota; Glomeromycetes; Diversisporales; Acaulosporaceae
Source: the annotation of a GenBank genome assembly